Molecule: messenger RNA, 2091 nt
Organism: Brassica napus (rape)
Lineage: Eukaryota; Viridiplantae; Streptophyta; Magnoliopsida; Brassicales; Brassicaceae
Product: alpha-barbatene synthase-like
Exons: 7
Coding region: 282-1955 (557 amino acids)
Biological process (GO): diterpenoid biosynthetic process
Molecular function (GO): terpene synthase activity; magnesium ion binding
Source: RefSeq, a predicted model, not a curated record
AUUUAAAUUAUGUUUUCUCAAGUAUAUACUAAUAUAGUGGACCGCGAAUAUAUAAACCGUCGGCAGCUAUUCUCUCAAGAAAAUAGAAGAUAUACUAGGCAAUUUAAACAAGUAUCUCGUGUUUUCUUAGUCAUUUUAAUUUUUGGGUAAUGUAUUUACUGUUUUCUCUGGUCUAUAUAUUUGCUUCCUAAAAAUCAAUUGAUCAUUCGUUACAUCUCUGUAUUUUAGUGCUCUUUCUUGUUCUUCCCACCACUGCCUUUUUUCUCUCAUUUUUGAAUUACAUGGAAGCAAAAAGAAAAGUUGAUCAUGAAAUUGGUUUUGAUUUCACAAAAUUGCCACCAUCUAAAUGGGGUGAUCACUUCCUCACUGUGACCGUCACUGACUCGGAUAUUGAUGCUCUUGCAAAUGAAAUUGAGGUACUAAAGCUUAAAGUGAGGGACAUGCUAAUUUGGUAUUCGGGAGAUGAUGGCGAGGCGACCAAGAGAAAAAUUCUUAUAAUCCAUUUUCUAGUCAGUCUUGGUCUGGCAUAUCAUUUCGAGAAUGAGAUUGAACACAUAGUGAAAAUUGCUUUCGAGAAGAUAGCGGAUUUGAUCGCUGAUGAGAAUGACUUGUACACGAUUUCUAUCAUGUUUCGCGUUUUCAGAACAUAUGGUCACAACAUGUCAUCGGAUGUGUUCAAAAGAUUCAAAGAAGAUGAUGAGAAGUUCAAGAGAUAUCUAAUAAAUGAUUUCAAAGGGAUGCUAAGCUUUUAUGAAGCACUACACCUCGGAACAACAACGGAUUAUAUCUUGGAUGAAGCAUUGAGCUUUACACUGAGCCACUUGGAGACAAUAGCUACAGGUCAUUUAGCAAGUCCAGGACACAUUUCAAGGCUUAUACAAAAAUCACUUCACAUACCUCAACACAUGAACAUUGAAGCACUAGUUGCAAGGGAGUAUAUUUCAUUUUAUGAACAAGAAGAGAACCACGAUGAAACGUUGCUCAAGUUAGCAAAGCUCAAUUUCAAGUUCUUACAGCUUCAUUACUUCCAAGAACUAAAAACAAUCACCAUGUGGUGGAGGGGACUAGAUCAUACAUCAAAAUUACCACCUAAUUUCAGAGAAAGAACCGUUGAGACUUGGUUAGCGGCAUUGAUGAUGUACUUUGAGCCGCAGUUUUCACUUGGGAGAAUUAUGUCGGCUAAGUUUUACUUAGCAAUCACAUUUCUAGAUGAUGCUUGCGAUACAUAUGCUUCUAUUGACGAAGUUAGGAAUCUGGUUGAUUGUAUAGAAAGAUGGGACCCUGAUUACAUGGGAGAACUUCAAGGUCACAUGAAGACGGCCUUCAAAUUUGUGAUGUGUGUUUAUAAAGAGUAUGAAGAUAUAUUGAGGUCACAAGGAAGAUUAUUUGUCUUGGAGGAAAUGAUAGAAGAGUUCAAGAUACUUGUGAGGACAAACCUCCAACUUGUCAAAUGGGCACGAGAAGAUUGCAUGCCUAGCUUUGAUGAGUAUAUAGAAGCUGGUGGAGCUGAGAUUGGUUCGUAUGCGACCAUAGCUUGCUCUAUUAUGGGACUUGGAGAGAUUAGUAAGAAGAUAGAUUUUGAGUGGCUAAGAUCUAGACCAAAGGUCGUCCAAGUUCUAGCCGCAAAGACCCGUCUCAUGGAUGACAUAACCGACUAUGAGGAGGAUAUUGGUAAAGGUUACACUGCAAACGCACUCAACUAUUACAUAAAACAACAUGGAGUUACCAAAGAAGAAGCUAUAAAAGUGUUUGAUAAAAUGAUUAAAUAUAUCAACAAAAUCGUUAACGAGGAGUGCUUGAAGACAACCCACAUCUCUCGUCGGGUUCUUAACCAAAUCAUCAAUUACGGACGUUCAUUAGACGUUCUAUAUACAUCUGACGAUGUCUUCAACCACCGUGAAGGCAUGCUCAAGGAGUAUAUCACCACUUUGCUCGUUGAUCCAAUACAUCUUUAGAGUUUAGACUGUGGAAGUCAAAGCAUAACCUUCUUUGGGUUUCGAAUACAAUGUUUUAGUGAAUUUAUGUUUUAUAAGGCAAAUGUAUUUUGUUAUGAAGACUUCACACUCAAAUAAAAACAUCUUGGACAAUCUC